Molecule: messenger RNA, 753 nt
Organism: Aphanomyces astaci
Lineage: Eukaryota; Oomycota; Saprolegniomycetes; Saprolegniales; Verrucalvaceae
Exons: 3
Coding region: 1-753 (250 amino acids)
Source: RefSeq, a predicted model, not a curated record
AUGCUACUCGAGUUGUCUGACGACGAGACGUUCGACCAACACGACGAGGGAGAGUUCCACGUCGUUGACACGAUUGAAGUCGUCGACCAAGUACCCGACUCGACUUUUCAAACGGAAGUAACCGAGAUCGUCGGCCGAUUCACCCAGGCCAGGGUAAUCGAAUCAUCGUCCCAGAUGCGCACAGUCUCACGACCUUGGCACAAGUAUGAUGGCGGGCCCCCGGCUGAUGAUAGCUCCCAAACUCACUGUGACGUCUGCCUCAAGCAAUUCAAGUCUCCAUCAGCACUAUUCACCCAUAAUUGCAAGGGAUUCAGCGAGAAGCGGGAUCUCGUCUCGUACUUGGUCAAGCGACUUGCUUCUCUUACAUCCCUGCAAGCAAUCCGAGUUGUGGACUCAAAAUCGGCAGAGUUCGCAGUUGAUUUUGAGUCGGCAUUGCCGCCGUGGAAGUACGAAGCCGGGUGGGCGAGGCGGCCGGCAAGGGGGCAUACAUAUGGUGCACGGUACAUUCGAAAGUACAAGGACGAGAUUUCGAUAAUGGUGUUGGAGGGCAACGAGAACAAAGCAAAGCAGAUGAACCCAACACAGAUUCUUGCGACUCUAAAAGAUCGACACGAGGGUGAGUUCGCUUUUCCCAGUGUCGCCGAGGUAAGCAAAAGCGGAUCGACCAACGCGCCCGUGGCAAGAAAAGUGGGGGGGGUUACGAGGCCGCAAUACAUGCGUACGUGGCUCACCAUGGUCGCGCCUCGAACUUAA